CCCUCAAGGCCGCGGGGUUUGGUUGCACACAGGCUGCAGUUUCAGUUUGUUUUAUUCACCAUUUUGAGUAGCUGAAGGUAAAAAAUUAAGAAUAUUUGCAUUUGGAGGACAAGUCGCUGCCGUACUUUUAUUUUUACGCGCUAGCUAGGACGGCGGAGUUGUGCGCCAACCUCGCUCCCCCUCGGUGUUUUGCAGAGCGGGAAUCUAUAUUUCUUUUUUCCCCUGUGCUUUUUCUUCUCCCCCCCUUUGUUACAUCCUUAACCUCUACAGUAUUCCUGCAAAAUGUCAAGACCAGUGAGGAACAGGAAAGUGGUGAACUACUCACAAUUCAACGAGUCUGAUGAUGCAGAUGAGGAGUAUGGUGAGAACAAGCCUAAGAAGGUGCGUGCAGCCCCUCGUGAGCCCAAGCACAAACGCUCAAAGAACUCACAGGAUGACAGUGAGGAGUCUGAUGACAAGCUCUCAAAAUCCAAAAAUGAUUCAGCAGAUGACUUUGGCAGCGAUGAGGAAGACAAUGACUUUGGAGAGGAGGAUGAUGAAGAUGGAGGAAGUGACUAUGAAGAAAAAAAAGGCAAAAAGGGAAAGAAAGCCAAGGUGGAAAAGCCCAGCAAGAGGGGGCCAAAGAGAAAACGGGCUGCAGACGACAGUGAUGAUGACAGGGAAGUGAGUCGAAAGCGUACAGUGCGCCAGGCGGCCUCCAAGGCUGUGUCCAAACAGAGGGAGAUCCUGCUGGGCGAUGGAGGCAGCGAGGAUGAGGAGCAUGAAGACCAAGAGGAACCCUAUAUGGACCCUGACGAGUCCGGCAGUGAUGAGGACUUCAUGGUGGAGGAUGAUGAUGACAGCGACUAUGGGCGCUCCAAGAAGAGAGGCAAGAAGGUGAUUCGACGGGGACGGCCAGACAAGAAAGAGAAGAAAAGCCCCAAGCCCCGGCUAAAGGCCACAGUGACCCCCAGCCCAAUGAAAGGAAAGGGGAAGGGGCGCCCGAGCGCCAAGGCCCUGGAGAAGAGCUCACCCAAAGAAGAGGAAGAGGAGGAGCCUGAGAGUCCCCUGGAGGAAGAAGAGGAGGAGACAGAGAAGAAAGAGACCUCCCCAGCUCCCAAGACGACAAAGGAGGCCACAGGAGGAGAUGAGGAGGAGGAAGAUGAAGAGGAGGAGGAUGGAUCAGAAGAGGAGGCACCCUCUGGAGAAGACUAGAAGAUGGUACCUGCUGAAACCCAUCCUCCAUGUCUCUUUCUCUGUCUCUUCUCAAAGUUUUCUUUUAUCGCUCUGCGUUAGUUUUUUGUUUUGUUUUGUUUUGUUUUGUUUUCCUUCUCCUGGUGGCCUGGCUCAAUGGUUUGGACUUGGUGUGCUUUUUCUUGUUUUGCUUCUCCCCUCUCCAACUAAGACAUUGUGCUCAUGUGAUCAUACAGUAUAUGUAAGGAGUCACAGCAUUCAGCCUUACCCACCCUCCUAUCCUUAUAAGUGACACUCUGCAUUGCAGUGUGAAAAUCCAGUUUCUGCCUUUCUAAGAGCUCAGUGCUAGUGAGCGUCCGUCCUGAGUGUGAACAAACCAACACACUUUUUUGUUUGAUUUUUUUUUUCCUCCCCUGGGAUUAUCAGUGAUCUGACAUGACUGACCACACACUUUAUCUAGUAAACUUUACUGAUAUGUGCAAUUACUGGAAAUAAUGUUUAGAGCGUCUCAGUAUCAGUUAGUAAAGCGCUGUAUUUACAAAGCAACACUAAAUCAACAUGCAGAGGGCUGAAGCCUUUAGCCUCUUUUUAGUGCUUGGUGCUUUUAAACCAGAAGCAUGUUUUAACAUGGCAGCAUUUGUUGUUUUAAAACCUUUCAAACUCUUCUUUCAGUUAAAGGCCUAGUCAGCGAUUCUAAUCCAACACACUUUUAGUCAAAUUCAGUGAGUAUCCCUUGAUGUUCCACUAGCUGUCUGUUCUGUGUUCAUAGUCAGCCCUGCCAUAAUACUAUUUCAGCCAAUUAGCAAUAGGGGCCGCUGCUGCUUGUGCAAAGGACAGAGCAAAGGCCGUGGAUGUAUAAAGAGAAAGGCAGUGGGAGCGAGAGGCACUAUAACUCUGGCACAUGUUGGGAGGGGGUGUGCUUGUUUGAGUGUUCAGCAUUUCUCACAGAAUUAGAGUGAAUGUGUGGCAAUAGCUAAGGACAAAUGUUCUUUUAAAUGUCCCUUUGUAUUAUUCUGUGUCCGUCUCUAAAUUCAGAGGUUUUUGUGGGUCCAUGAACACAGCGCAGGUGGAGCUCUCCAUGAAUUCCUUUUUCCCCAAGUAGCACUUUGUGAAUCGCAGAGUGGAUAACUGAUGUGCUGAUGUGAACAGAUCAGAAGCUGGAUGAGAGGAGCAGCUGCCGCAAUUCAAUGCAAACUUUUUAGAACCAACAUAAUGAACGGUUAAGUUUCACCUCAUGUUCUGCUGCUCGGUCUCUGCCCUCAGUGCACUCCUAUUGAACGGUUCAGCUCCAAAAAUAGAAAAUCUGUUCGUGGCAUCAGAUAUUUUAAUCGUGGUGGGCUGCCACAAAUGAAUGUGUGGGAAACCCUUGUGUUGAAUUCACAUAUCAACAAUGUUUCUCCAGAAUCGCUCACUGAACCUUUAAAGCAGCUUCUUCUAUUUUAUUUGUUUUUAUUUUUAACAUCCCCCUGCUUGUUUCAGACAGUAUUGGUGCCCUGAACUCUCGUGUGGCUGCUGCUUCAUAGAUCAGUUUAAACUGUUAAAGGUGUGUUAUGUAAACUGGCAGAGUGGUGGGUCCCCGAUGUGUGUUUGCUACAUACCAAACUGCCACUAUCAUGUUUCAAGCCGGCAUGUGUGUGUUUUUAUGUAUUUGUUAUAUUGUAUGCUCGUGGGGGUACUUCUUGUAAGAGGGUCUGGCUUUUUUCUCUCUUUGCCCAUCUGCUGCCUAUGUUAAAUGGUUUCUGUUGUUUGUUGGGCUUUCUAAUGAUGCAUCAUGCUUCGUGACGCAACCCCACCCCUUUCAGAAAACACGAUCCCCGCCUCCCUGCAUGGCUACAGCAUUCUCUCAGCAUUCAACCCCUUGUGCCAGGCACCCCUAAAUCUUUUUUUGUUUGUUUUUAAGAAAUGCAAGAAGAGAUGUUUCUUUUUUUUUUCUUUUGAGAGUUAUAAGAAAAUGAAUGUUGUUUUUUUUCUCCUGUUGGUUCAUUGUUCUAAUUCUCAGAUUUUUUUUGUAAUGUUUGUUUUUUAAGAAAAGAAAUAAAAUGUAUCUUGAUUUUAAAGAAAAAAAGUUGACCCUAUCCAAUCUGUUCUGCCCGAUGGUUGGACCAGCCAUCCCUCCCUAUUAACUCCUAUCCUUUCAUUCACCUCCCCCACCCCCAGUCCCAUCAGCUUAAUGGUUACUGUUGGUAUCCAUUUUUUUGUAAAGGGUUUUGUUUACCCAUUAGUAUUUCACAGGUAGAUACAUUUUUGGAUUCAGAAUUAUACAGUGCUGAGGCUCAGAAAAGAUUGAAAUGAAGUGGGCAGCUCAGUAUAUAUCCGGCAUUUGUUUGUCUAUUAAUGCCUUAAUUUUCAUUGAGUUCAGUUUCAGUAGUGGCUCUGAUAUCAUUGUUGGAGGCCUGAGAAUGUAAUCUGUCCUCAUGUUUUAGGUCUUUGCUAAAAGUGGCAAAUUAGGCUUAAAGCAAGUCAACAAUUUGUAUGAUCAGCAGACCAUCCAAAGCCAUAAACGAUCUCAAAACUAGUGACUCAGAGAUCAGGUGCAGCACUUGUGAGAUUGUCCUUUUUUCAAUAAGUAGUGUUUUGAUGUCAAAGCAAAAAAAAAAUAAAGAUGAGGAAAAAGCUGCUAUUGUGAUCUUGGGAAUAUAAAUGCAUCAUUAGACAUCUGUUAGAGAAAUUUGGCUUGGUCCCAAGGCUGCAAUAGAAAUCAGUCCUGGAUGUUUACAGGACACUCGAACCUAGUCCUUGGUUCAGAAGCACAUUCAAUUGUUUUACAACUGUCCUUAGCAGGUUAGUGUGUUUUUCUAUGUACAGGUCCUGAAUUGGCACCCAAUCCUUAAUGCAAUUUUAAGAUGAUUGGAUAUUAACAAAGAAAUAAAACCAGUGUGUUUAUACCAAUCUAAAGCUCAGAGAGCUAUUUGCAGUAGGAUCAGAUACUGUCACGUAGUUCACAGCGUUGAGGGCUUGAACGAGGUUCCUCUCCAUCAUCCCACAGGAGGCACAUGGCAUAAGGCUGUGAAUUUCUCCUCUUUCAUCCAUUCUAAGAUUUCUUCUGUUGUAAUGUUUUUGAUGUUUUCUUUUCUAUCUACCUUCAGUUGUACUGGCAAUGUUAAUGUAAGCAAAGUUGUGAUUGACAUACAGGAGACCAAGUGGAGAAGCUUUUGUCGGGGAGGGGGGGGGGUGACGUUGAACUCUUGAAUCUUUUGCAUGUUGUGGAAAAAGUGCGAAGCGAUGAUGAUGAUGCUGGUAAUGGCAAUAUUGUGGUCUUACAAAAAAAAUAUUAACAACGGCGAUGUUGAUAAUGUUUUGAUUUCCCAGCUUCUAAUAAAGGCAACCUACUUUUUAUAAGGA
This is a messenger RNA of Epinephelus moara (kelp grouper), 4515 nucleotides long. It is a transcript of the gene nucks1a, whose product is annotated as nuclear casein kinase and cyclin-dependent kinase substrate 1a. Gene Ontology annotation, molecular function: double-stranded DNA binding; single-stranded DNA binding. The coding region runs from base 283 to 1194 and encodes 303 amino acids. Gene Ontology annotation, cellular component: cytoplasm. The record is from RefSeq and is a predicted model, not a curated record. Gene Ontology annotation, biological process: interstrand cross-link repair; double-strand break repair via homologous recombination. NCBI's taxonomy places the organism in Eukaryota, Metazoa, Chordata, Actinopteri, Perciformes, Serranidae. The transcript is spliced from 8 exons.